Molecule: messenger RNA, 1284 nt
Organism: Colletotrichum phormii
Lineage: Eukaryota; Fungi; Ascomycota; Sordariomycetes; Glomerellales; Glomerellaceae
Exons: 1
Coding region: 33-1067 (344 amino acids)
Source: RefSeq, a predicted model, not a curated record
GUACUCAUUUUGCAAUCGCCCUGACAGAGGCAAUGCUUGUACCUCGACAUGUAUUAAGUGACGGUUCUACCUCGACUUGUUUCGUGCAUUCAGACUCGUCAUCUUCGACUUCAUCAACAUCCUCAACAUCCUCAACCAUGCCUACUCUUAUUCCCACUUCGACUACCUCUUCUACCGAUUCCUCCACCUCUACCGAUUCCUCCACCUCUACCGAUUCCUCCACCUCUACCGAUUCCUCCACCUCUACCGAUUCCUCCACUUCAACUUCAACCUCAACUGAUUCUUCUACCACAUCAAUCCUGACAACAUCCUCUUCCACCUCGUCUUCAUCUACCGACGCACCAACAACGACGAGCUCUUCGUUCUCUAGCACCGACACGGCUUCAUCUAGCACAGACAGUCUGUCUUCCUCGACUUCAAGCACUUCAAGCUCCAGCAGAAGCACCACAGCUACGUCCACCGCAUCCAGCUCUAGCUCUUCUACCGCAAACACCAGCAGCACGUCAUCUGCCAGUAGCACCAGCUCGUCGACCAGCAGUCUAGGAAGUUCAUCAACCACCAGCUCCAGUAUCUCUUCAACCAGCACUCUUAGCACCUCAGCCAGCAGCUUCACAACUUCACCUUCGAGCACCACAUCUCUGAGCAGUCUGGCCACAAGCCUCCUCAGCAUCAGCAGCACUCUCAGCGGUACCCUGAACAGCACCCUCAGCAGCAGUAGCAGCAGGACCUCCUUGCUGUCGCUCUCCUCGACCAGUGUACCCUCAAUCUCAUCCUCUAUUCUUCCCAGCAACUCCUCGUCCAUGCCAAUCUCAACCUCCAGCUUCUUGACCAGCCCUGUCACCAUUGUCACCACAUCGUCGUCGUCAUCCUCCAUCAUAGUGAUCUCGCCUACGGAGCUUGCCAUCACAACGGGCGGGACAAUCUAUGACCCGUCCACCACUCCGUCCCCUACUUCAUCUCUCGCCCCUUCAACGUCAGCGAACUCCACGACUACUAUCCCAGAUCCCGUCGGGGUUCCCUUCAAGCUGGCAGUUCUCGCAGCUGCCAACCCGACCAAUUUGGUCUAGACAUGGGUGUAUUUCUUGCAGUUCGUAUAAGGCGCUCUGUCGGGCCGUUAUUGUUUCUCAUUGCCCCCCGGUCAUAUUCUUCACAUAGUCAGUUUUAAUGGGCAAUUGCCACACUUAAUCAAAAAGAAUUUGGGAUUUCUCGGUCAUCGUUCAAGCUCUUGGGCGUCCCUUAUCAUCUCACAUUCUCUGGCCGUUCCCCCAUCAUCAAGUACACAGA